UCUCUCUCUCUCUCCUUCCAGAAUCAUCCACGCCAUCGCCCUGCACGUGGUCGGCUACGAUGAGAAGGGCCGAAUGAUGCGGAGGGCGCUGGUACGGUACCUCAACCUCAGCCUCGUGCUCAUCCUCAGAUCCAUCUCGUCGGCCGUCAAGAAGCGGUUUCCAACGCUCGAGCAUCUGGUGGAAGCAGGUUUCAUAACCUCGACGGAGCUGGGGAUCUACAACCUGGUGCCUAACACGGAAUUCAACACCUACUGGAUCCCCUGCACGUGGUUUACGGCCCUCCUCAAGGACGCCAAGGCACAGAAGAGGAUUACGGAUCCAUUAGGGAUCAAGCAUAUAAUGGAGGAGUUUUCCGAAUAUCGAGCCAAAUGUGGAAUGCUCUGGUGUUACGAUUGGGUGAGCAUCCCGCUGGUGUACACGCAGGUCGUGACUAUUGCAACUUACUCUUUCUUUCUCGCUGCAAUCGUAGGGAGGCAAUAUGUGGAAGAAUCUCCCAUCUCAUACAGGUCUAACCAACUCGACCUGUACAUCCCCUUAUUCACAAUACUGCAGGUCUUUUUCUACAUGGGUUUACUGAAGGUCGCCGAGCAACUUAUUAACCCUUUCGGCGACGACGAUGAAGAUUUCGAACUGAACUGGAUCAUUGACAGACACAUGAAGGUGUCUUAUCUGAUCGUGGAUACGCUUCUGCUCAGGACGCCGCCCCUUAGCAAAGACAUUUUCUAUGACGACGAGUGCCCCGUCCUGCCCUACACUGCAGCUUCGGCGGAGUUCAAAAAGAGGACCUAUAGGGGAUCUGUGGCCAACAUGGUAAUCCCCGAAGAGAAGCAGAACCUGAUCCUCCCUGAUAUCCAGGAGGAGCUUGAGGAAGGGGGGGAGUUCCGCAGCACAAGCAACCUCGCAUCUCAAAUGGCUUCAAUGAAAUCUUCUGCCAACAACCUAGGAGGUCUUGGCGGGGUUACGGGCAAGGUGAUAAAGGUCGAGGGUGGGGGCACCAACAGUGGCAGCAGCACUAGUCCAAGUUCUAAGGGCAGAAAGGGCAGGCCCCCCCUUCGACGCACCCUAAGCAGCCCCGGUUAUCUGUCAGGUAGCAAGGACCAGCGAAGCCUAAGUGUGCCUGACGACUGCCUGACGCUCGACCCGCGGAGCUCCUCGCCGCGAGACGGGAAGAAGGAGAGUUCGAAGUCCGCCCCGAUCUCCCGGUCCUCCAGCAGACGGAUUGGCACUGCAGGUAGUAAGGGUAUUGGGAGUGCUUUACUGGCUAUUGGCUCGCAUCAAGGCUUUCUGGCCGCGGAUCCGGAGAAGAUAAGCCUGGCGGGCGGUCUGGCCUCGAUGUCCGACGGCGACUCGAAGGAGCGCCAGGACGACGACUUGGACUACCUGGUGCUGCCAGUGAGCAACGUCGGCAAGGGCCUGGAGGGCACGGACGCCGUGGCGCUGGACAUGAGCACGGUGGUGGACGAUGACGACCUCAAAAUCGGGAAACCGAAGAAGACGUUCCGGUUACCUGCGUCGCUGAAAGCACGUCUGGCGGUCAAGAAGAAGCCGGUGAUCACUUGGCGGCCGUACGAGCGGCAGAUGAGCUUGGACCAAAUGCCCCAGAUCACGCCAGAGGAGAUCAAGUACCGUCUCGCGGGCGAGAUCCAGGGCAGGAUGCCCGAGGACUUGCCUGAGAACUUGCCUCCGGGCGAGUUCGAGGACGAGUGCGCCUUCAUGUGGCGAACCAUCGACGACGACUCGGAUUCCUUGAAGACCGCCAUGUCGACGCAGAGCGAGGACCAUCGCUACGACGCCGCCACCCCCGACACGGGCGUCUUAUCUCACUACCGGGACAUCAAGCCCAACCAGACGGAGAAGAAGCAGGACUGCCCGUUCCUUGCCCGGAUUCCUCCGCGGCCAGUCCCUCGCCGGACGCUGCGACGAGCGCGCUACAAAACUCGGGGCCGCAUGCGGUGCUGCUCCUGCUCACUGCCGCUGCUGAGUUGCCCUCCACGCGGCAGCGUCAUCAUCCUUCCAAAUCUGGUGAAAAGUAUUAGUGAAAACUCAGUGUUCCUCGAGGUGGCGACGCGGCGCCUCAGCUUGCAUAAUCGAUCUCAGGACAAGUCCCAGUACACGACCAAGUCACAGUCACAGCACUCCCAGCACUCUAUCAGCUUGCCCUCCUCCAAGUUAACAGUUAAUGGUAGACAAUCCUGCUCGAGUCUAGGCCAUCAGGAGUCCCAGUGACGUCACAGAAAUUCCCGACUCAGUUAACAAAGUUCGGUGGCGUCCUAGAAAGAGCGGGCUCAGUUAAGAGGCGGAAGUGGGGAAGAUGUCGAUGAUACACGAAUGUGGCCUCGGCUAGAUUGAGUCAGCAUAUUCCAUUUCUUACUGUUGCAACUGAAAGUGUGUGUGAUAUAUGUACGAGACAAAGGGAGAGGGGGAAAUACAAAAAAUGUAUAACCAAUGUAGUGAUGUCAACCUUAUCUUGCUCUGUUGUUGAUUUAUCUGUUGAAGUCUUUAUUGCAAGGUUAUGUUAUAUUCUCUGAGACCGUCGUCAUUGUUAUUUUAUAUGCACUUGUUUGUGUACCACAUGGAUAACAGGCUAUGGCCUCUAAAUAUUUGUA
Molecule: messenger RNA, 2607 nt
Organism: Penaeus chinensis
Lineage: Eukaryota; Metazoa; Arthropoda; Malacostraca; Decapoda; Penaeidae
Product: bestrophin-3-like
Exons: 10
Coding region: 74-2227 (717 amino acids)
Molecular function (GO): chloride channel activity
Source: RefSeq, a predicted model, not a curated record